Molecule: messenger RNA, 2098 nt
Organism: Cyclopterus lumpus (lumpfish)
Lineage: Eukaryota; Metazoa; Chordata; Actinopteri; Perciformes; Cyclopteridae
Product: zinc finger protein OZF-like
Exons: 4
Coding region: 328-2082 (584 amino acids)
Biological process (GO): regulation of transcription by RNA polymerase II
Cellular component (GO): nucleus
Molecular function (GO): DNA-binding transcription activator activity, RNA polymerase II-specific; RNA polymerase II cis-regulatory region sequence-specific DNA binding
Source: RefSeq, a predicted model, not a curated record
GGAACCAGCUUCUCUUCUGCUCCUCUCCUCCUCCGUUUUGAACCGUUGUUCUUCCCUCUUCGGGUUUUAAUUGUGUUCGUGGAGAGACGAGCGACUUGUUUCAGGGCCAGGGAACCGGAAGUCACGUGCUGAAGGUCACGGGAAGCGCACGCGCGUUUAGCUCUAGCGUUAGCCCGGAAAAGAUUUUACACCGAGCGGUAAAUUAUGACUUUUAUUUUAAUUUUCCAUCAACACUUAACAACUGGAACCGAGUCUUAAUUUAUGAAGCUGGACAGAGCUCCAGUUAUACAAUAUACAGGUCGUCGAUGACCUCUGACCUCUGCCAUCAUGGCGUCUCCGCCUGACGUCCUGAAGACGCCAGCUGACCUGAGACCAGCUGUGGGGCCUGAAGGCGACCUCUCGACCUCGGCCCUGAGGCCGCUCUCCGUCCGCCUGGUGGACUGCAUGAAGCCUCCGGGCCUCAUCAAGGUGGAGUUGAAGGAGGAGGCGGGCGACGGCUUCGAGAGCCCGGAGGUGGACCGGUACCCGGAGGUGGACCGGUACCCGGAGGUGGACCGGUACCCGGACUGGUGCGGCACCGACGCCGGAGCGCCGAUGGACCUGUAUAAGGUAGAAGUGGAGGAGGCCGAAGACCCCGACCGGACCAGAACCGGAGGACCGGGUGAACUGAAGGAGACGCUGCUGGUGUUCCAGGAGGCCGGCGGCGUCUUGGACCGGGUGGCGUGGCUCAUUCAGGACUACGGACCAUCGGAGUCCCUCAGAACCACCUCGCCACCGGGUUCAGAGGAACCAGGGGAGGAAGCCGAGAAGGUCUCCACGCCAGAGCAACGCGGAGCGGAAGAAGCGACGGGGAACCGGCAGGAAGCCGCGUCCGAGCGCCGGCGUCUCCGCUGUGAGGAUUGUGGGAGAUCCUUCGCGAAGAGGAGCAACCUCACCCGACACCGGUCGCACCACUGCGGCGCCAAGAGGGGCGCGGCGAGCCCGCCGGGGUCGGAGCGAGAGGCGCGUUCGUGCGGCGGCUGCGGCCUGACGUUCCCGACCGAACGCCACCUGAGGCUGCACGCGCGCAGCGAGAACCACGACGGGAAGGAGGCGGCUCCCCGAGAGAGGAGUCACGCCUGCGGGCAGUGCGACAAGAGCUUCUACUUGCUGCACACCCUCCGGCAACACCUGCUCACCCACACGGGGGCGAAGGGUCACGGCUGCACGGUGUGCGGGAAGCAGUUUGGGAGGGAGGGCACGCUGAAGCUGCACCAGCUGACCCACACGGGGGAGAAGCUGUUCACCUGUGAGCAGUGCGGCAAGAGCUGCGCCCGGAAGGGAGACCUCAAGACGCACAUGCUCAGCCACUCCGAGGAGAGGCCUCACGUCUGCGGCCGCUGCGGCACGACCUUCAAGCAUCCGGCCAAGCUGAAGCAGCACGAGCGGCUUCACACGGGGGAGAAACCGUACCAGUGCGAGCUGUGCCCAAAGCGCUUCAGGGUCCAGAUGUCCCUGGCGGCGCACCAGUACACCCACUCGGGGGAGAAACCCUUCAAGUGCAACAUGUGCCCCAAGGCCUUCAGCGUCAGGAACAACUUGAAGAAGCACAAGAUGAUACACACGGGGGAGAAACCGUACCGCUGCUCGCACUGCGGCAAAGGCUGCCGCCUGCUGCAGCACCUGGUCGUCCACGAGCGCGGCCACACGGGCGAGAGGCCGUACGCGUGCGACGCCUGCGGGAAAGGUUACACCAACCAGUCGGCGCUGAAAACGCACCGCGCCACGCACCGCGAGAAACCGCCGAAAACCGGCGUUGAGCUCCCGGACGACCCCGAGACGCCGGAGAAACCGUACUGCUGCUCCCAGUGCGGCAAGUCCUUCACCCAGGCCGUGAACCUGAAGAAGCACCGCAUGAUCCACUCGGGGGAGAGACCCUACGGCUGCAAAGCGUGCGGGAAGCAGUUCAACGACAAGAGCAACCUCGCCAAACACGUGCGUAUUCACACGGGAGAGAAACCCUUCGAGUGUGAACACUGCCAGAAGGGCUUCAGGCUGCUGCAGCACCUCUCUAGCCACCGACUCACACACCAGAAACACUGAACCAGAACGGGGGUCC